GGGGCUGCGCGCGCCAUGGAGCCGCGGUGCCCGCCGCCGUGCGGCUGCUGCGAGCGGGUGGUGCUCAACGUGGCCGGGCUGCGUUUCGAGACGCGGGCGCGCACCCUGGGCCGCUUCCCGGACACGCUGCUAGGGGACCCGGCGCGUCGCGGCCGCUUCUACGACGGCGCGCGCCGCGAGUACUUCUUUGACCGGCACCGGCCCAGCUUCGACGCGGUGCUCUACUACUACCAGUCUGGCGGGCGGCUGCGGCGGCCGGCGCACGUGCCGCUCGACGUCUUCCUGGAGGAGGUGGCCUUUUACGGGCUGGGCACGGCGGCGCUGGCGCGCCUGCGCGAGGACGAGGGCUGCCCCGUGCCGCCCGAGCGCCCCCUACCCCGCCGCGCCUUCGCGCGCCAGCUCUGGCUGCUCUUCGAGUUCCCCGAGAGUUCGCAGGCCGCGCGCGUGCUCGCCGUCGUCUCCGUGCUCGUCAUCCUCGUCUCCAUCGUCGUCUUCUGCCUCGAGACGCUGCCGGACUUCCGCGACGACCGCCACAACCCGGGGCUCGCUGCGGUAGCGGCUGCUGGCCCGUUCCCCGCUCGGCUGAAUGGCUCCAGCCCAGUGCCUGGACCUCUGUCUCGCAUGCCCUUCGAUGACCCGUUCUUUGUGGUGGAGACGUUGUGUAUCUGUUGGUUCUCCUUUGAGCUACUGGUGCGCCUAGCAGCCUGCCCAAGCAAGGCGGCCUUUUUCAAGAACGUGAUGAACCUCAUCGAUUUUGUGGCCAUCCUCCCCUACUUUGUGGCGCUAGGCACCGAGCUAGCCAGGCAUCGGGGUGUGGGCCAGCAGGCCAUGUCACUGGCCAUCCUACGAGUCAUCCGACUGGUGCGCGUCUUCCGAAUCUUCAAGCUGUCCCGGCACUCAAAGGGCCUGCAGAUCUUGGGCCAGACACUACGGGCCUCCAUGCGUGAGCUGGGUCUCCUCAUCUUCUUCCUCUUCAUCGGUGUGGUCCUCUUCUCCAGUGCAGUCUACUUUGCUGAGGUCGACCGGGAAGACUCCCAUUUCACCAGCAUCCCUGAGUCCUUUUGGUGGGCGGUGGUCACCAUGACCACAGUUGGCUAUGGAGACAUGGCACCCGUCACUGUGGGUGGCAAAAUAGUGGGCUCUCUGUGCGCCAUCGCUGGAGUGCUGACCAUUUCCCUGCCCGUUCCGGUCAUUGUCUCCAACUUCAGCUACUUUUACCACCGGGAGACAGAGGGCGAAGAGGCUGGGAUGUACAGCCAUGUGGACACGCAGCCCUGUGGCCCACUGGAGGGAAAGGUCAAUGGGGGAUUGAUGGAUGGAGAGAUGCCUGAGCUACCACCUCCACUCUGGGCCCCCCCUGGGAAACACAUGGUCACCGAAGUGUGA
This is a messenger RNA of Neomonachus schauinslandi (Hawaiian monk seal), 1386 nucleotides long. RefSeq names its product potassium voltage-gated channel subfamily A member 7 (gene KCNA7). The transcript is spliced from 2 exons. Lineage: Eukaryota; Metazoa; Chordata; Mammalia; Carnivora; Phocidae. The record is from RefSeq and is a predicted model, not a curated record. Gene Ontology annotation, molecular function: protein binding; delayed rectifier potassium channel activity. The coding region runs from base 16 to 1386 and encodes 456 amino acids. Gene Ontology annotation, cellular component: voltage-gated potassium channel complex; membrane. Gene Ontology annotation, biological process: potassium ion transmembrane transport; protein homooligomerization.